This is a messenger RNA of Prorocentrum cordatum, 1970 nucleotides long. Lineage: Eukaryota; Dinophyceae; Prorocentrales; Prorocentraceae. The record is from the annotation of a GenBank genome assembly.
UUCCCCCCCCCGCCUGUUCUUUCCCUUCCUCUGCAGAGUGGCGCCAUUCACUCUAACGAUCCUUUUGCUCGCGCCAGUGCGCUGUUUGAGCGCCGGGCCUGACUGAGUGUCUGACUGACUGGGCCCCUCUCGCCUGGCUCCGGCUCCACGCACGCGGCCUCCAGGCAGCCCGCGGGGGGCCCGCGGCCGUUUCCCGCAGGCGCUGCUCGAGCAGAGCGCGCGCGCGCUCGCGGGCCCUCAGGGAAGGCACCAACAGUCCAGGCGCCGGCCCCUGCGCCCCAGGGCCUCUGGCCGGCCGCCGCGCGGGCGGCAUGUCCGCGGCGAUGGCGCCCAGCGUCGUCUGGGGCACGUCCCCCGCGGCGGGCGCCGGGUACGGCGACAGCGCCUACGGAGGCGCCUACGCCCAGGACGCCUGUUGCGCGGUGUCCUGCCCGGGCGUGAGCUGCGGCACUGCUGGGGGCGCGGGCGGCGCCGGCGGCUUCACGACGCUGUCGUACGUCGGGCCCGGCUGCGGGGAGUACGCCCCCGAGACCACGUACAGGUACGUGGGCGCUGGAGCGGGUGAGUUCGGGAUGAUCCGGGUGCCGCGGGGCGGGCCCAACUUCUGCCUGUGCUGCAUCGGGCCGCUGUGCCUCAGCCUCCUGGCGCUCCCGCUGCUCUGGUGGCUCGUCGCCUCCGCGACCUCGACCACCACGACCACCACCACGACCACGACGGUGCCACCGAUCCUGACGACGCCGCCCCCGGAUGUGACCCGGCCGCCGACGCCGCCGCCAACCCCGGAGGAGGCUCCGCCUCCCCCGCCGCCCCCGCCGCCCCCGCCGCCGCCCCCGCCGCCGCCCCCGCCCCCUCCCCCGCCGCCGCCCCCUCCGACUUUAUCCCCAUUACACGAUCCCCAGAAGGUGGACAAGAAGGUGUUCUGCUGCCUCCAUGCUGGCAGGGGCUGCCCGACAACAGCGCCUCCGCCCCCCCCGCCCCCGCCGCCCCCGCCGCCCCCGCCGCCCCCGCCGCCCCCCACGGUGCCUCCGCCUCCGCCUUUUGUGCCACCCCCACCGCCGCCGCCGCCGCCUCCUACGACGCAGGAGAUGCAUAUGGAGACGAGGAUGGUUCCCGUGACUGUCAUGCCGACGGAGGCUCCCAUCACUGCGGUGGUCACGACCCCGGCACCAGGGACCACGUCGGAGCCGUACGACUGCGCGGCGGGCUUCGCGAACUGGGAGGCGGGAUGGUCGGACGACAAGAAGGCGUGGUGCUGCGACAACAAGGGACUCGGGUGCCCCCCGUCGGAGCCCUUCGACUGCAACGCUGGCUACUCGAACUGGGAGGCCGGGUGGUCUGCGGACAAGAAGGAGUGGUGCUGCGCGAACAAGCAGAUGGGCUGCGGCGCCCCCGUGUCGGAACCCUUCGACUGCGACGCCGGGUACAGCAACUGGGAGGCCGGAUGGUCCCCGGACAAGAAGGUGUGGUGCUGCGAGAAGAAGAACAUGGGGUGCGAGCACUGAGCUGCCCCCCAGCUCUGAGCGCUGAGCCGGACCCUGCUUCCCAAGGAAGCAAGGGCGCCGCCGGUGGCCGCCCAUGUCGCCUCGGAAGGCUGCCAGCGGGACCAGGACCGCGCGCUCGUCGCGGUCCUCCUUUUGUCUGGCAACCGGCGGGGACGAGCGCCGCCAGCGAGGAGCCGCGAGCCCGAGCGAGCCCCUUUCUGCAGGGGUCUGCGCGAUGGGCCCCCCCGGUGUGCGCGGCCGUUGCGUUGUGGGGCUGUUUCCACGGGGACUACGCUUUCAGCUCCCUGGUAUGCUCCUCGCUUGGUUUGUGUUUCUCUCGGCCUGGCUCGACGAUAUUCUGCCAGCCAAUGUGCAGACACUAUUUCUUGUUCGAUUAUAAUGCAUCGCACCUCUGCAGAUAACCAGUCUGUUGAGAAGGCGGUCCGUGCACGACCUUUGAUUUUGUCGAGGGCUCGAGCCCUAAUUGAC